Poecilia latipinna (sailfin molly) is the source of this 1564-nucleotide messenger RNA. It is a transcript of the gene pim3, whose product is annotated as Pim-3 proto-oncogene, serine/threonine kinase. Lineage: Eukaryota; Metazoa; Chordata; Actinopteri; Cyprinodontiformes; Poeciliidae. Gene Ontology annotation, cellular component: cytoplasm. The record is from RefSeq and is a predicted model, not a curated record. Gene Ontology annotation, biological process: protein autophosphorylation; negative regulation of apoptotic process; regulation of mitotic cell cycle. Gene Ontology annotation, molecular function: ATP binding; protein serine/threonine kinase activity. Bases 403 to 1395 code for a protein of 330 amino acids. The transcript is spliced from 6 exons.
UGGGAAGACCGCGCCAAAGCACAGACAGCGGCCACUCUCCGGGAUAAUAACACACCGCAGUGGCCCCUUUAAACUCACUGUACACUUUGUACUCUAAUGCUACACGUCUCCGUACGGACUUUCUCUUGAUUUACAAGGCGGCUUGUUUUUGUUGGGAAUACUUGACGUCGAGACCCAGGAGUCGGAAUUGAUGCCGGUUUUCGGGAAAUAGUGUGCGACUUAACGGUCGUGACACGACUUUCUCGUCGGGCACAGUGUGCGGCGGAGUUGGCGCACAGCUUGGACUGGAUUGCCCACACGGUCCGCAGCACCGUUUCUGAGCCUACUACUGUUCUUGCUUCUGGUGACUUUUUAGAACAAGCCGAACAGGACUCGUUUACGCCGGCAUCUAUCAGCUCGAAUAUGCUGCUGUCAAAGUUUGGUUCAUUUUCGCACAUUUGCACUCCCUCGAGUAUGGACCACCUACCAGUGAAGAUCCAGCUCCCGCCCGUCAAAGUGGAGAAGGAGCCUUUCGAGAAGGUUUACCAAGUGGGCUCGGUGCUCGGCAGCGGAGGAUUCGGGACGGUGUACGCCGGCAGCCGGAUUUCUGACGGCGCACCGGUUGCUGUGAAACAUGUCGCGAAGGAGCGAGUAACAGAGUGGGGCACAAUUAACGGAGCUAUGGUGCCGCUGGAAAUCCUGCUGCUGAAGAAGGUCAGCUCGUCUUUUCGGGGAGUUAUAAAGCUGCUGGACUAUUAUGAGCGUGCCGACGGCUGGCUCAUCGUUAUGGAGAGGCCGGAGCUCGUGAAGGACCUGUUCGACUUCAUCACCGAGAAGGGAGCCCUGGACGAAGACACGGCGCGGGGCUUUUUCUGCCAGGUUCUGGAGGCGGUCAGGCACUGCUACAGCUGCGGAGUAGUACACAGAGACAUCAAAGAUGAAAACCUGCUGGUGGACCUACGCACCGGGGAGCUCAAGCUUAUUGAUUUUGGCUCAGGGGCGAUUCUCAAGGACACGGUCUACACUGAUUUCGACGGUACAAGAGUCUACAGCCCGCCAGAGUGGAUCCGCUUCCACAGAUACCACGGCAGGUCGGCAACGGUGUGGUCGCUAGGCGUGCUGCUCUACGACAUGGUGUGCGGAGACAUCCCCUUCGAGCAAGACGAUGAGAUUCUCAAGGGGAGGCUUUACUUCAGGAGAAGGAUCUCAGCUGAGUGCCAGCAGCUGAUCAAAUGGUGCCUGGCUCUGCGGCCCUCCGACCGGCCCACUCUGGAGCAGAUCUGCGACCACCCCUGGAUGAGGAACACAGAGGAGUCGCCCAAGUCGCCAGAGGAGACCGCGGCGGGAGAAAUCCGCCUCAGAACCAUCGACACGGACUCUUCGUCAAGCACAAGCUCGAGCAAGGAAAGCCUCUGAGCGCGGCUCCGAUGGGACUCUGUGGACUUUGUGAAGAAAUAAAGGGUGAUGGGGGUGUGAGGGGGGGGGGGAUGAAAAGAGGGGACAGACACGGACUUCUGUCCACCCUGAACUGUCAUUGGCCAUGUGCUUCACUCAUCUGGCCCAGAGAGAAAACAAUAGGAAAUAA